AUGAAAGCUCGUUAUUAUAAAGACGACUCGAUAUUGGAUGCCAAAACAAGGAAACAACAAUCUUAUGGAUGGUCUUCCCUCUUAGUUGGUAUAGAUCUUUUGAAAAAGGGAACAAGGUAUUUGAUAGGUGAUGGUAAGUCCAUAAAGCUAGGGAUGGACAAUUGCAUAGAUUCACAUCCGCCGAGACCCAUUAAAGCAAGUGUAAGCUCGAGUGCAUUGACUUUAGACAGUCUGUUCCUAUUCCAUGGUCCUUUACGGGCUUGGGAUCCUGAAAAAAUAUCAGAAUUUGUUGCGCAGGAAGACCAGGAUAUUAUUCAACGGAUCUAUCUUUCCAAGGAGGCGAAACCAGAUAAUCUUGUGUGGAACUACAACUCCUCUGGCGAUUAUACGGUGCGCUCGGGUUAUUGGUUACUAACCCAUGAUCCUCACAGUGCCAUCUCUUCAGACAGGCCUCAUGGUUCCGUGGAGCUAAAAAAUAAAGUUUGGCAACUUCCAAUUAUGCCAAAAAUCAAACAUUUUCUUUGGCGAAUGCUAUCCCGUGCGUUAGCCACGAAUGAAAGGUUAACUACGAGAGGAAUGCAAAUUGAUUCUACAUGUCCCCGAUGUAGGAAUUCAGUUGAAUCGAUAAAUCAUGCUCUGUUCACGUGUUCUGUUUCUUCCAUGGUAUGGAGGUUGUCAAAUACACCGUUUUACGGCUCUCAGAUGACGUCCGACGAUUUAGAGGAAAACUUUAUCCAUGUUUUGAAUUUACUUCAAUCAAGCACUCUCACUGAAGUUCAGAAAUUACUUCCGUUUUGGCUGCUUUGGAGGUUAUGGAAAUCACGAAAUAAUGUGGUUUUUAACAAUUUCCGUGAAAGCUUGACAACCAUUGUUUUACAAGCUACAGCUGAAACAAAGGAAUGGAUUGAGGCGACGAAUAUACAGAGACGACGAUUCCCACAACAAGCUCAACAACAUCCGAUAGUGAAGUCUUGGACAGCACCGCAACGAGACUACGUUAAAUGUAAUUUUGAUGCUGGACUUGAUCUACAGAACUUGCAGGCUAAAGGUGGUUGGAUAAUACGAGCCUAUGAAGGUUCACCGAAAGCUUGGGGAUCGAUGGUUCUGCAUUAUGCUGGCUCACCUUUGGAAGCAGAAGCUUUGGCCCUUCUAGCUGCACUUCAACAAGUUUGGAUUCGAGGAUAUACGAACGUAGUUAUGGAAGGCGAUUGUGAAAUACUCAUCAACCUGGUUAAUGGAGCUCCAGGAAUUUUGUCUGUAGCUAAUUAUCUUCUGGAUAUACAUCAUUGGGCUUCGAAAUUUGUUAACAUUCAGUUUAGUUUUGUUAAGAGAACAGGAAAUCAAGUGGCUCAUAAUCUUGCUAGAUUUGGUUGUAUUUCUUCCUGUUAUUAUGCUGAUUCUGUUCAUCAACCUGUAUGGCUACAUCAAAGCAUUUGUAAUGACUUUUCCAAGUUAAUAUAA
Molecule: messenger RNA, 1461 nt
Organism: Arabidopsis lyrata subsp. lyrata
Lineage: Eukaryota; Viridiplantae; Streptophyta; Magnoliopsida; Brassicales; Brassicaceae
Product: putative ribonuclease H protein At1g65750
Exons: 1
Coding region: 1-1461 (486 amino acids)
Molecular function (GO): RNA-DNA hybrid ribonuclease activity; nucleic acid binding
Source: RefSeq, a predicted model, not a curated record